GACACCAUAUCAUCAAAUAAUUUCUUUGGAUGAAGUGAAAGCCUUUUGUUUGCAGAAUGGAUGCUGCAAAGCUAAUUCCUCUUAUAAGAAAUGCCGUUGAAUCAAAAUCAAACAAACAUGCCAAACUCAUUCACCAGAAAGUCAUCACCUCCGGCCUACAGAACAACAUCGCAAUAUGCAAGAACCUCAUUAGCCUCUUCUUUUCUUGCCAAUUAUUCCAAUCUGCAAGCAUAGUUUUUCAUUCCAUUGAAUACCCAUCAGACAUUACUUUAUGGAACAGUUUGAUUUCAAAUUACACAAAGAAUUUCAUGUUCAAUGAAGCUCUUCAAGUCUUUGAAAAGCUUAUGCAUUUCACUUUUUCCAAACCCGAUAGUUACACAUACCCAAGUCUCUUGAAAGCUUGUAGUGGAUUGAAGUUUGUUAACUUUGGUAGAAUGAUCCAUACUCAUCUUGUGAAAAGUGGGUUUAUGAGCGAUGUUGUUGUUACGAGUUCUUUACUUGGGAUGUAUGCAAAAUGUGGCGUGUUUGGGUUGGCAGUGCAGGUGUUUGAUGAAAUGCCUGAGAGAGACGUCGCUUGUUGGAAUGCUGCGGUUUCUUGUUAUCAUCAAGAUGGGCAGUACGAGAAAGCACUGGAUUUGUUUGGGAAGAUGAAAGAUCAUGGGUACGAACCUGAUUCUGUCUCGUUCACGACAGCUAUAUCGGCUUGUGCCAAGCUUAUGAAUCUUGAAAGAGGUAGAGAGAUUCAUACCGAAGCAGUGAGAAACGGUUUUGAAUCAGAUGGUUUUGUUCAAGCUGCUGCCAUUGACAUGUAUGGCAAAUGUGGUUGUUUAGAGAUGGCCGUACAAGUUUUCGAACAAAUCCCUUUCAAGAGUCUGGUUUCUUGGAACUCCAUGAUUGCAGGAUAUAGCUUAAAAGGCGAUAGCAAAUCUUGCAUUCAACUUUUAUCGAGGAUGAACGUGGAAGGAAGAACUAAACCAAAUUCCACAACUUUAAGCAGUUCACUAAUGGCUUGUUCUAAAUCAGCAAACUUGAAGCACGGCAAGUUCAUCCACGGGUACAUAAUAAGAAACAACCUAAAAGCUGAUGCCUUCAUUUACAGUUCACUGCUAGACCUGUACUUCAAAUGUGGACACGCUCAAUCAGCUGAAUCCAUCUUCAAGAAAAUGCCUAAAACGAAUGUUGUUGAAUGGAACUUAAUGAUUUCUGGAUAUGUAGCAGUAGGUUUGUAUCUUGAAGCUCUUGAGACCUAUAAUGCCAUGAAUGCAGCCGGUGUCGCACCUGAUGGCAUCACGUUCACGAGCAUUUUGGCAGCGUGUACGCAACUCGGAGCACUAGAAAAGGGCAAGGAUAUUCACAGAUCUAUUGUUUCUGGCGAGUUUGAGUCGAAUGAGAUAGUCAUGGGGGCUCUUCUCGACAUGUACACCAAAUGUGGUGCCAUAGAUGAAGCUCAAGAUGUUUUUAGUCGAUUACCCGAAAGAGAUCUUAUUUCUUGGACCUCAAUGAUAACAGCUUAUGGUGCACACGGGCAAGCUUCUAAAGCACUGAAACUCUUCCAAGAAAUGCAGGGAUUGAAGAUAAAACCAGAUAGAGUCUUGUUUUUAGCAGUAAUCUCAACAUGUAGCCAUGCCGGAUUAGUCAACGAAGGGUGUUAUUAUUUCAAUCAAAUGGUUCAUGAUUAUGGGAUCCAACCGAAAGUCGCAGAUUACUCGUGUCUAGUGGAUCUUCUUGGUCGUGCGGGAAGAUUACAUGACGCUUAUGAUAUUCUGAGAAGAACUGUAAGUAUCAGAGAAGACGUUGAACUGUUGAGCACGCUGUUUUCUGCGUGCUAUUUACAUGGUGAUUUAGAAUUAGGUGAGGAAAUUGCGAGUUUGAUUAUUGAUAAGGAUCCUGAUGAUCCGUCUACAUAUAUUGUGAUGGCUAACAUGUAUGCUUCGAUCAAGAAAUGGGACGAGGCAAGAAAAGUGAGGUUGAAGAUGAAAGAGCUCGGAUUGAGAAAGAAUCCUGGGUGUGCUUGGAUUGAAAUUGAUAAAAAGAUCGAAGCGUUCUUCGUGGAGGACAAAUCAAUCCCGAAAGCAGGUAUGGUAUACGAGUGUUUAUCGAUUCUUGGUGGUCAUAUGAACAAGGAUGAACAGUUUCAGACCAAAGACGAAGGAUCGUAUGAGAAUAGGAGUUAAGGUGAGAAGCAUAAGAAAGGGUUUGGAC
Molecule: messenger RNA, 2202 nt
Organism: Cynara cardunculus var. scolymus (artichoke)
Lineage: Eukaryota; Viridiplantae; Streptophyta; Magnoliopsida; Asterales; Asteraceae
Product: pentatricopeptide repeat-containing protein At5g27110
Exons: 1
Coding region: 57-2174 (705 amino acids)
Biological process (GO): RNA modification
Molecular function (GO): RNA binding; protein binding
Source: RefSeq, a predicted model, not a curated record